Egretta garzetta (little egret) is the source of this 1709-nucleotide messenger RNA. Its product is annotated as alpha-fetoprotein. The record is from RefSeq and is a predicted model, not a curated record. The transcript has 11 exons. Gene Ontology annotation, biological process: transport. Gene Ontology annotation, cellular component: cytoplasm; blood microparticle. NCBI's taxonomy places the organism in Eukaryota, Metazoa, Chordata, Aves, Pelecaniformes, Ardeidae. The coding region runs from base 36 to 1709 and encodes 557 amino acids.
AACAGGUUUAAUGCUGCGUGUUCUUCCCCAGUGCCAUGAUCAUGUUCGCUCAGUACGCGCAAGGAGGCACCUUUGGCAAAGCAGUUAAAAUGGCUGAAGAUGUCACAGACCUCGCCAGAAGGUGCGCUGCUGCAGCCGGCGACGACCCGGAUUGCCUGAAGCCCUUGGGCAGGAUUUUCCUCGACACAAUAUGCCAGGAGGAAAACCUUCCCAGGUUUACUGAUUGCUGUGCUAAAAAGGAUCCUGAAAGACAUGACUGCUUCCUCGCCCUUAAAAAUUCAUCCAGAGGGUUCAUUUCUCCUUUUGAAAGGCCGAACGCUGAAGCUGCCUGCAAAAAUCAUUCACAGCAUCAACAUUCAUUAACGGGAUAUUUUAUCUACGAGGUUUCCAGAAGGCAUCCUUUCCUCUACGCCCCAACAAUCCUUUCUGUCGCUAUCCGUUACGAUGAGAUGAUGAAGAACUGCUGCGGAGGAGCUGAAGACCCCACUCAGGACCUGGAGGAAUGCUUUCGGAGCCAGGCACCAAAGGUGGUGAAGCCAAUGAAAGAAGAUGGCCUGAGGCAGGAACACACAUGUGGAAUCCUGAAGAAGUUUGGCGAAAGGACCUUAAAGGCUCUGAAACUCGCUCAGAUAAGCCAAAAAUUCCCUAAAGCUGAUUUUGUUACUGUUAACAAACUGGUGAUGGACAUUGCUGACAUGCACAAGGACUGCUGUCGUGGAGAUAUGCUGGACUGCAUGCGUGAUAGGGAAGAGAUUCUACACUACGUCUGCACCAACCAAGACAUCCUAUCAAGUAAAAUUAAGAAGUGCUGUGAAAAGCCUCUGUUACAAAGAAGUGAAUGCAUAGUUAAUGCAGAAAAUGAUGACAGACCUGCAGGCUUGUCCCCCCACGUCAGGGAGUUCAUAGAAGACGAAGGAAUAUGUGAACGUUUUGCCCAGGAAAAGGAUACACACCUAGCCAGGUUUCUGUAUGAAUACUCCAGGAGACACCCCGAAUUUUCUGCUCAAAUGCUUUUAAGAAUUGGUAAAGGAUACGAGGACCUGCUGAGGGAGUGCUGCAAGCCCGGUGCGCCAGACGACUGCCGCAGCAGAGGGGAGGAAGAACUGAAGAAACAUAUUUAUGAAACUGAGAGUGUCAUGAAGACAAGCUGUGACAUCUACAAGGAGAAAGGAGAUUACUAUUUCCAAAACGAGUAUAUAAAAUUCACCAAGCAAAUGACUGCCAUUGGCUCCAAAUGCUGCCAGUUAAGCCAGGACAAGCUACUGCCCUGCGCCGAGGAAAACCUGGAUCUCGUGCUUGGAGAAAUAUGUAGACGACACCUGACCGAUCCUAUAAACACAGGAGUCUGCCACUGCUGUAGCAGCUCCUAUGCUCUGAGGAGGCCUUGCAUAGGGAAACUAGAUAUCGAUGAGAAUUAUGUGCCCUUGUCACUGACGCCCGGCCUGUUCACCUUCCACGAAGAGCUGUGUACAACCGAAGAGGAAAAGCUGCAGCACAAGAAGCAGGAAAUGCUCAUCACCCUCAUCAAAUACAAGCCCCAGAUCACAGCGGAGCAGCUGGGCUCCGUCACGGCGGCCUUCAGUGCCAUGAGGGAACAGUGCUGCCAAGAAGAGCACCCUGAGGCGUGUUUUGCGAGAGAGGUAUCGUUUCUGUUUGCACCCACGCAGUCCGAAUCAAAACGGAAACGCGGCGUAUACGCGGGAGUGUAA